UCAUGAAAAAUAAACUUAUCAACUGUGACAGAUUCGGGCUGCCACGUUGAAGAUAUACAGUCAACACUGACGUCAGGGCUCUUUUUGUUAUCCUUAUUAGCAUCCUCAACAUUCUUGAUAUCUAUCAACAACAUUCCGUGCUCGUUUGCGAGUUGACUAUUUUCUAGAAUUGAACUUUCAACAUCGCUUUUGAUGACGGUGCAUUGUGGAGAUAUGACUGACUUCUCAAAAUAUGAGUCUGUUUUUGAAGAAGUUUCUCUAUUUAAAGCUCUCCCAUCCGAGGUAAUAAUUACGUUGGAUCGGCCCGUUUCACUUUGCACUUUGGAGAAGCUAACGGCUUCGGUGAUUUUCGGCGACCGGGGUGUUUCACCCUCAUUUCCGGAGAGAGAACUUUUGUCAAUAACUGUCACUUUAAAUAUGUUAGACAUUGCUUCUUUUGUAUGUAUAGGUGAAUUGUUCUAUCCUCUCAACGUACUAGUAUCUGCGAAAGUGUGUGAUCGAUUCUCUUUAUAGUUUAGGGAAGAGGAUAUUGGGGCAGCGAGCGCUUCAUGCUGUGAGAUAUCAGAAAAUAAUCGGCAGUUAUUAAAGUAUUAUCUGAUGAAGAAAUAUCU
Messenger RNA from Pichia membranifaciens NRRL Y-2026, 611 nucleotides. RefSeq lists its product as hypothetical. The record is from RefSeq and is a predicted model, not a curated record. The transcript has a single exon. NCBI's taxonomy places the organism in Eukaryota, Fungi, Ascomycota, Pichiomycetes, Pichiales, Pichiaceae. Bases 193 to 513 code for a protein of 106 amino acids.